Messenger RNA from Sphenostylis stenocarpa, 282 nucleotides. The record is from the annotation of a GenBank genome assembly. Lineage: Eukaryota; Viridiplantae; Streptophyta; Magnoliopsida; Fabales; Fabaceae.
AUGAAAAGCAACGUUAAGAUGAUUGCAUGGCUACUCUGGCACUCAUAUUAUCACAAUCACUGUGGCGUGGCAAUCAAACAAAAGUGUGAGAAAAGACAGCAUCCAUCUUCAUUCAUGCAUUCUCCAUCUUCGAUUGCGUUGUGUUGCAUGCAUGGUGCCAAAUGGAGGUGGAAAAAACAUGAAGCCUUAAAAGGACAAAAGGUUUUCACGCUUGGGUUUUUCGACCAUGCCAGCUCAGGGCCAAAUCUUCCCAUUCUUGGAAUCUAUGAAUGGAAGAUAUGA